UAAAAAAGCAGUCAUAGUUACAAUCAUUUUGGUUUCGGGCGUGUGCAGCUAUACGCUACGUACAAUCUACCAUGGGCGUCGGCGACGGCGCACGCGCCAGCACCAAUGGCCCGCCGCCGCUCCCAUGCGUCGGCGUUGUAGUGGUCCCCGGGGUGCGCACCGAACAGAUGGGGGAUCCGUCGAGCUACGUCGUCGCCGGCAAGCUCCUGGUCGCCGCGGCCGGGGCGCUCGCGGGCGUCCUCCUGGCCCUCGUCGCGCUGCACGCGUACACCGGCACCCGGCGCCGGCGCUCGCGCGACCGCCUCCGUCUCCGCCACAGCCUGCAUGCCAUCUCCGACGGCGCCGUCCACGGCGGCGUGGCGGUGGCGCCUUCGCCGCGGGGGCUGGACCCCGCGGUGCUCCGCGCGCUCCCCGUGGCCGCCGCGGGCGACGGGGCCGGGAACUGCGCGGUGUGCCUCGCGGGGCUCGAGCGCGGCGAGGAGGCGCGCGCGCUGCCGCGGUGCGGCCACCGGUUCCACGUGGGGUGCAUCGACGCGUGGUUCCGCGGGAACUCCACGUGCCCGCUGUGCCGCGCGGACGUCGAGGCGCCGGACGACGAUGCCGAGGCUGAGGUGCGCGUAGACGUGGAGACGGGGGACGCCGCGGUCAAGGGCGGUGCGCCGGUGAUGAAGAGGCUGUCGAGCGGCACGGAUCUUGACAAGACGAGGCGGGCCUUUGCGUGCACCCGAUCUGCGUCCUUCUGACAUGCAUGCUCGAGCCAAACAGUUUUGGGGUGUUUAUUCCGUCGGACCGUGAAUAUCCUUUUGUUGAUCAUACUCGGCGUGUCUGGUCUCUACGUGUACAAAUCUGGCAGAUAGAUAUGUGUUGCAAGUAUGAUAUUAAAAAGGACAUGUGAUUGAGUACAUGGGGAGGAGUGUCAUAGUCAUGCCCGGAGAACGUAGCCGAUGUUCGGUAUCAUGUUUUGUGAUUGCUUGUCGUUGAUAGAUUGAUUU
Triticum aestivum (bread wheat) is the source of this 992-nucleotide messenger RNA. Its product is annotated as RING-H2 finger protein ATL5. The record is from RefSeq and is a predicted model, not a curated record. Gene Ontology annotation, biological process: protein ubiquitination. The transcript has a single exon. Bases 72 to 743 code for a protein of 223 amino acids. NCBI's taxonomy places the organism in Eukaryota, Viridiplantae, Streptophyta, Magnoliopsida, Poales, Poaceae.